Molecule: messenger RNA, 1274 nt
Organism: Cryphonectria parasitica EP155
Lineage: Eukaryota; Fungi; Ascomycota; Sordariomycetes; Diaporthales; Cryphonectriaceae
Exons: 3
Coding region: 438-1274 (278 amino acids)
Molecular function (GO): protein binding
Source: RefSeq, a predicted model, not a curated record
CCCUGAGGCAACCGGUCCUUUUGCUGCAAUGAUCAACGCUUUGAUGCAUCCAAGCGGGUGUCUUGGCCGGCUCGGUCAUCCCAAUCUGCAUAUAAAUGGCAGGUGAGUUCCCGUCUGUCCGCCCUACUCUUUCCCAAGAUUUCGCCUCUCCUCCUUUCGACUGGCCAGCGUCAGGUUUCUGCCUGAGGUAGAUUCUUCCGCUCCGGCAUAUAAUCCCGUCCUCUUUUCGUCGCUUUUUCGUCUUUCCAUGAUUUUAUUUCCUCUCUCUCGCCCUGUCUUCUCCCUGUCUAUUCCCAUCUUUUUACCCUGUCACACUCGAGAUCAGGCUGCAGCAGAAAAGGUCUCAUCCACGCAGCAUUUGCGUCAUCCCACAUCAAUCCAGAAACAGCCUCUGCACUUUGAUUUUCAAAUGAGGCUGGAAGGGGAGGCGGGUCAAAAUGUUCACCAAGUCGACUUCGACCAAGCAGAGCUUCUCCAAGGGCUCAAAGCACGGCAAGUCGAGCUCGUCAUUCACCAAAGAGUCAGGCGUUUCGAAACGCCGUCACGAGCAUCGACGUAGGACGCAGAGCGUGACGAACGUGUCAACUGCGUCGUCGCCAACAGCAGCAAGCGGCAUCAGCCCCAUCGUCACGCUUGUCAUCGGCCCCGAGCAACGCAUCUUCGCUGCACACGAUGAUGUCCUCACCCGUGCUCCCUACUUCGUCAACGUCUUGAAGUACAGCGCCGAGUCAUCUACCAAGCGCAUUGCACUGCCUGAAGAGUCCCCCGAGAUCUUCUCGUCCGUCCUUGAAUAUCUCUACAAGGGUGACUACUUUCCGCGCCUUGUGCACAACAAGAAGCGAAAUACUUGGGAGAUGGAGCCAUCCGAGGAUGUGCGUGGGUCUAAGAGCGAGUCUACCAUCUAUCACCACAGUUCCGAGGGACCGCUGCUGAAGGACACGGUCAUCUACUGUGCCGCGGAAAAGUAUGGACUGGAGGAGUUGAAGCGCCUUGCCCUCCGGAAACAGGGUCUUCAAUGUGGUGUCCAAUGUAGCACCAUUUUAUCCUCCGCCCGCUAUGCUUACGCUCACACACCCGAGACCGACUCCAAGCUCCGUGCUCACUUUCUCGCCCUCAUCAUUCGUAGUCGCUCCACCUUCAAGCGCAGCGGCACGAUGCAGCUUGAGAUGUUUAAUGGCGGCACUCAGCUAUUCUUUGAUUUGUUCGUCGCGCUCUGUAACCACGUCGACGAUGUUGGCGCCCAGACUUCGCCUCGCACCAACCGUUACAUGUGA